UGCAGUGCGCACUUCUUAAACUUACAUCGUUAAGAAGUAGAAAGCCAGGGAAGAAGACACGAGAGGAUAAGGCAAGGGAGAUAGAGAGAAGCUGAAGAUAGCGAGAGCGAGAUAAGAAAGAGAGAGAGACACACACAAAAUCGUUUUGAUGAGAAAUGUAGAAUGAUGAUGAGAAUGAUGAUGAUGAUGAGCUUUCUGUUGUACUUUUGAUUCCUUUCUUUCUUUCCUUCUUUUUUUGUUUGUUUUCCUUCUCUAUUGUAAACUUAAUGUUUUGUUUCAUUAUCUAAUGUGUUGCUAAUCCAAUUCGGAUAAUAUGUUAAAUAGGACCCAUGAUUCUCAAACCCAUUGGGAUGAAUUCCAUCCGUUCAUUGAAGCUCUUCUGCCCCAUGUUAAGGCUUUCAGUUAUACAUGGUUCAACCUGCAAGCAGCGAAAAGGAAAUAUUACAAGAAACAUGAGAAAAGAAUGACUCUGGAUGAAGAACGUAAAUGUAAAGAAGAUCUUCAGAGUGAAAAGAAUGAAGUUAAACAAAAAUGGGCAUCUCGUUUAUUAGGCAAAUUACGGAAAGACAUAACACAAGAAUGUAGGGAAGAUUUUGUUCUUGGAAUAACUGGAAAGAAAAGGAUAAACUGUGUCCUCAGUAAUCCCGAUCAAAAAGGUAAAAUGAGGAGGAUCGAUUGUCUUCGCCAGGCUGACAAGGUUUGGCGACUAGAUUUGGUUAUGGUUAUCCUAUUUAAAGCAAUACCAUUGGAGUCAACAGACGGAGAGAGACUUGAAAAAUCUCUGGACUGUUCUCAUCCUAAUCUAUGUGUAAAUCCAUAUCACAUUAAUGUUUCCGUUCGAGAACUUGAUCUUUAUUUAGCUAAUUACAUAUUCUCUCAUGAGUCAUUGAGAGGUAAUAUGGAGUCCACUUGUGAUACUAAUGGUGAACAAGAUGAAAAUGAAACAAUCAACAUUAAUAAUACAAUACAUUUUAAUAGCAAUACAAUAUUAGCAACUGGAGUUUUCACUUCAGCUGAAUUAUAUCGUUUAUCCAAAGCCUCCAUUGUGACCCCAAUAGGGUCUGGUGGAAAUGGAAAUCUGAUGACCGCUCAUCCAACCUCUUCCUCCUCGGCUUCAUCUUCGGGAACAGUAACAAGUCCACCUCAAGGAGUUCCAAUACACCUGAUAAAAACUGAGCCUUCGUGCACAUAUCAACAAGGUUAUUCCCCGAUACCUGAGAUGCAAGUUCAGUGCAGUCCAAUCGGACUUAACGUGGUUAAUUCAUUGUCCAGUCAAGGUCUUCAAAUGAGUCAAUCACUGGGCCUUUGUAGUGAACCUCAAAAUGUGAAACUUUGCUCCCCAACAAGUGACCUUCCAACCAAACAAUAUCACCAUUUAACUGGACAACCAAUUGGACAUCAUCAUGGAAAUUUAAUGUUAGACAGAUCAGGACCAAGCAGCCCCAAUAAUUUAGGAUCUGUUGUGGUUGUGACUGCAACAUCUAGUGGUAUGCUACAAGCUACUUCCCCACCAACAUCAUCGUCGUCUUCUGGUGAGGGUGGAGGUGGUGUAGGAAGUGGAGGACCACCUUCCAAACGGGCUCGUCGCUUACCUUCUGGUAAUAAUCAAUCCGGUGAAACUGAACCUGUGGAAAGUUUAGCUUCCUAUUAUGGAGAUAACUCAAGUUGGCAGGGAAUAGAUAUAAGUGGUGAAACAAACUCUCAAAGCUUACAUUCACCUCAUAUUAUAUCUAUUAAAGUUAAAACGGAAUCAAAUGGAGGUGGUGGGAAUUGUGGCCCUUCUUCUUCUGAUACUUCACCUUUAUCUGUAGGUUCACCAUCAUCUCAACAUCAUCAGCAUCAUCAUCAUCCCCACCACCAACACCAACAACAACAACAGCAACAGCAACAUAGUCAUCAUAUUCAUGGAACCUCUCAUCAUCAUCAUCAGGGUCAUAUUCAUGGUCAUCAUCAAACACACCAAACUCACAAUCCUCAUCAACAUCAACAACAACACCAGCAUCAACACCAACAAUCUCAUCCUUCUCACAUUCACCAACAUCAUUUACAUCAUCCGCAUCAUACUCACCAUUCUCAUCAGGCAAACAGGUCAAGAGAAGGUCCACCUUCAAUGUCAACCCUUUCUGGUCAUCAGCAUUCAGGUUCCAGUUUAUCAUCAAACUUAUCAGUUGGAAGUCCUUUCGGCACAACUUAUUAUGGUUUACCCGGUAAAUAUCAAGAGAAUGGUGAUGCACUUUCUGAUUUUGUUAAUCUUGUUUGCCAAGAAUCAUCUCAACAUCAUCAUCCUCAUCAUUCUCAUCAUCACCCAACUGUUAACCACGGAGGAUCUGAUAAUGGAGCUGAUGGUGGCGGGGGUAAUAAUAGCAAUAACAGUGGCAGUGGCAAUAAUAAUAAUGAUAAUAACGGAGGAUGCUCUGAACCUGAGGAUGAUGAACCUGGUGACCUUAGGUCAAGUCCUUCUAAAUACUAUAACCAAAUGACUUCCAUGCUUCCUCCUCCACCUCCAGCUCCAAUGGCACGUCCAGUUCCUAUUAUCGCUUCACCUAAUCCAUUGAUUCGAUCAUCUCAAUUGAUGAAUCCCUGUUCACCCGAAUUAGGUGGAUCAUCACCAUCAUCACCAUGUCAUCCAGGAGCACCAGGAACACCAGGAUCUGAUGCAAGUGGACCCAUAGUGAUACCCAAUCGAUCUGUAUUAAUACAUCGAUCUGAAGCUGUAUCCACAGCUAAUCAAAGUGGAGGAAGUGAUUCUCGUGAUCCAACACCUACUCCACCUCCCAUCUCUUCAUCAUCUCAUCAUGUAACAUCAUCAGCAUCACCAUCAAGUGUCCCCUCAUCUUCCUCUUCCUCCUCAAUAAACACAUCAUCUCCAACAUCUGGUGGACAUUCAAUAGAAACUAUAAGCAAUAAUAGAGCUGUGAUGAGCCCCUUCACUACCUUGACAAGAGCUGAUCACUCUUUUCAUGUUCAUACUCCUGUUACUCAGCUAUUUAAUUAUGCAAACAUGGGAGGAAUGAGCGGAAUAAUCAGUCCAACAAACAUGAGCAUGUUUACUGGUAAUAAUGUUCAUCCCAAUGGAUCCAUAUCAAACCUGCAAUCAUCUGGAAAUGGACAUUCACUUUCAGUGGUUAGGACAAGUGUAGGUGGUCACAAUAUAGGAGGUGGCCUGAACAUAGAGGGAGGAGGAAAUGGCAAUGUUGGUCAUAGGUCACCAACUAUUGCUCGUUGGUCAUCGUCUUCCUCUUCUUCCUCCACUUCAGGAGUAGGGGGAAGUGGAGGCGCUAACGGUGGUCCUGGAGGUAAUGGAGGUGGUUACAUAUCGAUAGAGGAAACAUUUGAUUACAGUGUUAUGGCUGGUUUAAUGGGCUCUUCAUCGAUGGUUGGUCAUCCAGAUAUGGAUCCACCACCUGGUAUUAUUGGCGUUGAAGAUCGAUAUUUCUCUGUAGUUCACCCUGUAAAUGAUAAUGAUAAUGGUGUUGAUGGUACAAAUGGCAAUGGCAAUCAAGGUAAUCAAGGUCCAAUUAAUUCGGUUGCAGUUGAUGAUGGUAAUGGUGAAUCAAAUGAGCAAAAUGAUGACCACACCAAUCAAAGUUUGGAUAAAGAUUUAACAGGCUCAAAUAAUGGAGCAAAUGGAUCACCAGGAUCUGGCUCUUAACAAAUCUUCAAAUUUUUGGUUCCUCUUCUCAUUUUUAUCUGCUCUCUUUUUUUUCUUUACCAAUUACAGAAGUUAAUUCUAAUUGUCGAUGAACCAACUUAAACAAUCUUGCUCAAAUCAAGCAAUUAUCUUUCUUCUCUUUCUCUCUGGCAUCAUUAUCAUCAUUUUCGUUUAAUCUAUUGGUAGUUUACAAUCGUUUUUAGCUGUCUAGAGAAGGUUAAUUGUUAAUAUAUAAUACAUAUUAUUAAUACCUAUUUGAUGGAUUUUACUGUAAAUCGUAUUUCAAUUAUUCAUCAGCUUUUGUCAUCUUCAUUCACUUCUUUUUUCAUCAUUCUUUCUGCAAUUGUUAAGUGUAGUUAUCAUCUUUUCUGGAUUCCCUUUCAUUGAUAUACAUUGAUAUAUCAAUUGAAAAUAAUCACCGAUAUUUCUGGAAACUCCGAGAAAACAAAUCGGUUCUUCGGAUCCAGAAUCGGUUCGUACGGGAAAAUGGCAAUAAAUAAACAGAAAGUUAAGUU
Molecule: messenger RNA, 4167 nt
Organism: Tetranychus urticae (two-spotted spider mite)
Lineage: Eukaryota; Metazoa; Arthropoda; Arachnida; Trombidiformes; Tetranychidae
Biological process (GO): regulation of transcription by RNA polymerase II
Cellular component (GO): nucleus
Molecular function (GO): RNA polymerase II cis-regulatory region sequence-specific DNA binding; DNA-binding transcription factor activity, RNA polymerase II-specific
Source: RefSeq, a predicted model, not a curated record